UCAAACCAAGUUGUAUUAGAAAAAGGAAGAACAGGAGACGGAGGCCAAAAUCAAAGUCCUCACUGAUAAUUUCUAUUGCUUUUCAUCUUCGUCCAACCUUCCGUCCAUGGCCACUAAAGACUUGAAUUCCCAUCUGGGUUUAGCUCUGAUCUUCCUCUUUUCAAUCCCCAGAUCUACAUGGGGCCUUGAGCCUCAGCCUGCUACGCCCACGGUCUGGGAGAUCCUUCCCAAGUACGGUCUCCCCAGUGGGCUUUUACCCAGUACUGUCACUGACUACGUCCUUCACGACGACGGGAGGUUCAUUGUCAAGCUGGACAGCCCUUGCUAUGUCGAAUUCGACUACUUGGUCUACUACGAGAAAACCAUCACUGGAAAACUGGGUUAUGGCUCCAUUACUGAUUUGAACGGCAUUCAGGUGAAGCGGCUCUUCCUGUGGCUCGAUGUGGAUGAAAUCAAGGUCGAUUUGCCGCCAUCUGAUUCCAUCUAUUUCCAAGUUGGAUUCAUCAACAAGAAGCUCGACAUUGACCAAUUCAAGACCGUCCAUUCUUGCCGUGAUGGGGUUGCGGGCUCUUGUGAAUAUUCUUGGAAACCAGUUCUUCAGCUUCCAAUGCCGACGAAUGAAAUUCAGAUGCUAAUUACCGAGUAGCUGCCACGGGCUGAUCUUGCUAUGUGUCGUCUGUAGAUGAAAUCUUUUAUCUAUCAUGUGUAUGGAAAGGAGAAAAGAGAGAAGCAAAGAAAAGAAAGGGAGCGAAGUAAUUGAUAGUAAAACAUAGGCUAAAAAUGUGUUAUUAGUAGAUUGUGUAAACAAUGAACUCUAAAUAAAGUAUGAGAUGUGAAGGACA
Hibiscus syriacus is the source of this 842-nucleotide messenger RNA. RefSeq lists its product as uncharacterized. NCBI's taxonomy places the organism in Eukaryota, Viridiplantae, Streptophyta, Magnoliopsida, Malvales, Malvaceae. Bases 107 to 646 code for a protein of 179 amino acids. The transcript has 2 exons. The record is from RefSeq and is a predicted model, not a curated record.